AUGCCAAAAUGCCCAACUCACUACUCAAAGCUCCUCACCUCCUCACUCUACCAACGCCUCAAGAAUCACACCCUCUUCCCAAUUGACCUCAAGUUCUCAUCUCUCUCAAUCCCAUCAGGCAAUGAAGAACCAGAUCCCCCAAUUAGUGAAGAAAUCUUCAGGAAAGGUCCCAACUUUGGGGCCUACAAGUCAGGUGAUUCAACUUUCUAUUCACUCAUUGAGAACUAUGCGAGUCUUGGGGAUUUUGGGUCCUUAGAGAAGGUUCUGGAUCGAAUGAAACGCGAAAGGAGAGUCUUUGUUGAGGGGAGUUUCAUUGCUGUGUUUAGAGCUUUUGGGAAAGCACAUUUGCCCAAUCAAGCUGUAGACUUGUUUCAUAGAAUGGUAGAUGAGUUUCAGUGUAGGAGGACUGUUAAGUCGUUUAAUUCGGUUCUUAAUGUUAUUGUACAGGAGGGUCAUUAUGCACAUGCAUUGGAGUUUUAUGACCAUGUUGUUGGUGAUAGAAGCAUGAAUAUUUCGCCCAAUGUGCUUAGUUAUAAUUUGAUUAUUAAGGCAUUGUGUAGGUUUGGAUUGGUUGAUAAAGCUGUGGAGAAGUUUCGGGAGAUGCCGGUUAGGGACUGUGCUCCUGAUGUGUUUACGUAUUGUACAUUGAUGGAUGGGUUGUGCAAGGUGAAUAGGGUUGACGAGGCGGUGUUUUUGUUGGACGAGAUGCAGAUUGAGGGCUGCUCCCCAAGUCCUGCGGCGUUCAAUGUGUUGAUUGAUGCAGUGUGCAAGAAGGGUGACUUGGGGCGUGCGGCAAAGCUUGUUGAUAAUAUGUUUCUUAAGGGGUGUGUUCCAAAUGAAGUGACUUAUAACACACUUAUACACGGUUUGUGUCUCCAAGGGAAGUUGGAGAAGGCAAUUAGUCUUUUGGAUAGAAUGGUUUUGAAUAAAUGUGUGCCCAAUGAUGUCACCUAUGGGACAAUCAUCAAUGGACUUGUUAAGCAAGGGCGGUCUCUUGAUGGAGUUCGAGUGCUGAUAUCUAUGGAGGAAAGAGGGCGUCGUGCAAAUGAGUAUAUUUAUUCAGUUCUUGUUAGUGGAUUGUUCAAGGAGGGAAAAUCUGAAGAGGCAAUGAAAUUGUGGAAGGAGAUGAUGGAAAAGGGAUGUAAACCCAACACUGUGGUGUAUAGUGCCCUAAUAGAUGGUCUUUGUUUAGAUGGAAAACCCGAUGAAGCUAAGGAAGUAUUCUGUGAGAUGGUGCGUAAUGGUUGCAUGCCCAAUUCCUAUGCUUACAGUUCCUUAAUGAGGGGUUUCUUCAGGACAGGUCAGAGUCAGAAAGCGAUUCUUUUGUGGAAAGAAAUGGCAGCCAAUAACGUUGUACGUAAUGAGGUUUGUUACAGUGUCAUAAUUGAUGGUUUCUGCAAGGAGGGGAAAGUCAAAGAGGCAUUGAUGGUGUGGAAGCAGAUACUUGCAAGAGGAUAUAAACUAGAUGUCGUGGCUUAUAGCUCAAUGAUCCAUGGCCUGUGCAACGAUGGUUUGGUUGAGCAGGGUUUGAAACUUUUUAAUGACAUGCUUUCUCAGGAACCUGAAUGUCAGCCUGAUGUAAUCACUUAUAACAUACUUUUGAAUGCUCUCUGCAAGCAGCAUACCAUCUCACGUGCCAUUGAUCUUUUGAACAGUAUGCUGGAUCAUGGUUGUGAUCCUGACUUGGUUACUUGUGACAUCUUCCUAACAACUUUGGGAGAAAAGCUCGACCCACCUCAAGAUGGGAGGGAGUUCCUAAAUGAGCUAGUUGUCCGGCUAUUUAAACGGCAGAGGACAGUAGGUGCUUUCAGGAUUGUUGAAGUGAUGCUGAAAAAGUUUUUGCCUCCGACAGCCUGUACCUGGACAACAGUUGUACAAGAGCUUUGCAAGCCUAAGAAGGUUAGAGCAGCUAUAGACAAAUGUUGGAGCAGCCUAUAUUGCUGA
Molecule: messenger RNA, 1944 nt
Organism: Fragaria vesca subsp. vesca
Lineage: Eukaryota; Viridiplantae; Streptophyta; Magnoliopsida; Rosales; Rosaceae
Product: pentatricopeptide repeat-containing protein At4g20090-like
Exons: 1
Coding region: 1-1944 (647 amino acids)
Molecular function (GO): protein binding
Source: RefSeq, a predicted model, not a curated record